This is a messenger RNA of Dichomitus squalens LYAD-421 SS1, 2995 nucleotides long. Its product is annotated as aryl-alcohol-oxidase from pleurotus Eryingii. The transcript is spliced from 11 exons. Gene Ontology annotation, molecular function: oxidoreductase activity, acting on CH-OH group of donors; flavin adenine dinucleotide binding. The record is from RefSeq and is a predicted model, not a curated record. NCBI's taxonomy places the organism in Eukaryota, Fungi, Basidiomycota, Agaricomycetes, Polyporales, Polyporaceae. The coding region runs from base 36 to 1874 and encodes 612 amino acids.
GGACAACCCAGCUUGCUUUCACAGCUGCUCUCGGCAUGCACAGGAGCUUUCUAGUAGUCCUCUCGGCCGUGGCGGCUAACCUGGGGCUGGCAAGCGCAGCACUGUUCACGGACCCUGCCGACAUACUUGCAGACAAACAGUAUCAUUAUAUUGUGGUGGGCGCAGGACCUGGGGGAAGCGUCGUCGCAAGCCGCCUCUCGGAAGACCCUCAGACAAACGUCUUGCUUAUCGAAGCCGGUCCGAGCGACGAAGGAGUCUUACCGAUUGAAGUUCCUUACCUGGCAUAUGAGCUGCAGCCUAACACGACUUAUGAUUGGAACUACACGACGACCCCUCAGACAGGUUUAGAUGGCCGGGCGGUCAUAUACUCACGAGGGCGCGUUCUCGGUGGCAGCUCUAGCAUAAAUGUUAUGGCUUACACACGAAGCUCUAGAGAUGACUUUGACAGAUAUGCCGCUGUUGGCGGAGACCAAGGGUGGUCUUGGGAUGCCAUCGAACCCUACUACAGAAAGCUUGAGCACCUGGUUCCGCCGGUCGACCAUCACAAUACGAGCGGUCAAGUCGAAUGGCAGAUCCACGGCACUCGCGGUCCGCUCAACAUCACCGUCGCCAACGCACCGUUCCCCAUCGACUCCCACGUGGUCGCCACCACACAAGAACUCAGUGAGGAAUACCCGUAUAACGAGGACAUGAACUCAGGCUAUCCCUUGGGAAUCGGGUGGGCACAGGCCACAUACGGGAACGGCAUCCGCGCGACAGCGUCCUCGUCUUACAUUCGCCCAGUGAUAUCUCGGCCCAACCUCGACGUUCUAAUAAACACGAUCACGACGAAGAUCCUCAGAAGCAGGCACAGCGACGAGAGCGGGGUUCCAGUAUUCUCCGGCGUCGAGGUCGCGCAGUCGAGCACAUCGCCCACGUUCGCCUUCAACGCGACGAAGGAGGUGAUACUGUCAGCGGGGGCGAUCAACACGCCCCAGCUGCUCCUGCUCUCCGGGAUCGGCCCCCGCGCGCACCUCGCCUCCCUCGGGAUUGAGACCGUCGUCGACCUGCCCGCCGUGGGGCAGAACCUCAUGGACCACCCCCGCGUGGGCAACCAGUUCAGCGUCGCGAGCGCGCAAGACGACCCGGGCGACACCAUAGGGCGGAACAGCACACUCUUCGACGAGCUGCUGCAGGAAUGGGAGGAGCAGCGGCAAGGGGUGAUGACCAACGGGGGCACGAACCACAUCGGCUGGCUGCGGUUGCCGGCGGACGAUCCGAUUUGGGAGACAGAGGAGGACCCGAGCGCGGGCCCGGCCGCGCCGCACUAUGAGUUUCUGUUCAGACCCGCCUUCGCGUCGUCGAUCCCAGGCACGCCCACGCCCGCAACGGGGAACUUCAUGACCGUCCUCGCGGUGCUCGUCUCCCCCACCUCCACCGGCUCCGUCACGCUCUCUUCCGCUUCCCCCUUCGCGCCGCCCGUCAUCGACCCCGCGUUCCUCAGCACCCCGUUCGACGUCUACACGAUGCGCGCCGCGAUCCGCUCCGCCGCGCGCUUCGUCUCGUCCGCACAAACGUGGGACGGCUUCGUCACCGGGCAGGGGGCGGGCUUCGCCGACGUGGACCUGAACGAUGACGCGGCGGUGGACAAGUGGGCGCGGGCGCAGGCGUCGACGAUAUGGCACCCGACGGGCACUGCGAGGAUGGGUGGCUGUGGGUACGUGGAGGAAGGAAGCGUGGUCGAUCCGGACCUGAGGGUGAGGGGAACGGAGGGGUUGCGGGUCGUCGAUGCGAGCGUUUUCCCAUUCAUUCCCGCGGCGCAUCCGCAGGCGGCAGUCUACGCGUUCGCGGAGCGUGCGGCAGAUCUCAUCAAGAGCGGAAGACGAUUUUGCUGACGGGCAGGAAUGGGGACUUGUGUCUCGACAGCGGAUUUGGAUGGGUAUGUUGCGCAGUCAUAGAGCAUCGGCGACACGUAUGAGUGACAAUUGUAGUGCUGGAUUUUGUAAGGUGCGCUCGCCAAGGCUACAAGUUCUGCAUGGGCGCAUAAAGCGAACGAUGCGAACCCACUACAGAUGAUCACUUCUUGUUUUGCGCUGCCUUCCGCGGCCCCUCACCCAGAGUGCUCCAGAAAUAGUCCAAAACCCAUGUACGAGGCAACCAUUCAAAUAUUUUGUACCACGAUGUCAUCGUGCCCUCACUCAUGUAUCUCGGCGGCUUGGGCUGCAGGAGAGCGUUCACCGUUUUCUGCGCAAACACCUCCGUGGGCAUGGGGUUGCUCUCCUGACUCCAGGUCAUCUUCUUAAGGAUGGAGUCGUAGUAGUCCUGGUACAGGCUGUCUGGGGGCAGCCGGAUGCCGCGCACGGCCUGGUUGGUGGCGAUGUUGGACUUGACGGCGCCAGGGGCGAGGAGGACGACGUGGAUGUUGAACGGGGUGCACUCCAUGUAUAGCACGUCGGUGAGGGAGUGCAGCGCGGCUUUCGUGGCGCAGUAGACUCCGUUCCAGGGGUUCGGUAUGUUGCCACCGACCGAGCCCACGUUCACGAUGGUGCCACGCUUGCGGGAGGUCAUGUGUGGGAUGACUGCCCUUGCGGUGCGGAUUGUGGCGAAGACGUUCGUCUCGAAUAUGCGCACGAUGUCGUCCAUGUCGACGUCGAUGAGGGGUGAACUGGUGCUCGCCCCAGCGUUGUUCACGAGUAUGUCUAUCUGACCUUCUUCGGCGAUGAUGGUCUGCACGACUUUCGUCACGUCGUCAUCUUUCGUCACAUCCAGCGGAAGGCGACGGACACCGUCGUGGCUGAAGCCGUCCAUGGACUCGGGUCGGCGUGCGGUCGCAUACACCACGCAUCCCUUUGCGGCGAACUCCUCGCAUAGUGCGAAGCCGAUGCCGCCCUUUGAACAACCUGUGACGAGAACGACGGUUUUGCGACUAGACAUGUCGGAAUGAAGAGAGCAGCAGGAGCGGGAUCUACAAUUGAAUCAGGCUGGGAGCCUGAAGAAGCGGCAUGCGUGAGAGUCG